This is a messenger RNA of Raphanus sativus (radish), 1236 nucleotides long. RefSeq lists its product as uncharacterized. Bases 1 to 1236 code for a protein of 411 amino acids. The record is from RefSeq and is a predicted model, not a curated record. The transcript has 4 exons. NCBI's taxonomy places the organism in Eukaryota, Viridiplantae, Streptophyta, Magnoliopsida, Brassicales, Brassicaceae.
AUGACUGGGAAGGACAAACCUGACAAACGCCUACCACCGAGACUGUUCGCGACAGACCAGUUUCCCACCGGGCGUCUCAACAUCUAUUCCAAGCCAGACAUCCUACCUUUAAUACAACAUGUUUUGAAGGGUACGAAAGAGCUCCAGUACAUCAAAGACUCUUGUUUCGGGAAACUGUUCGAGCUCCCUGCACGUCAAUGCCCGGUCUCUUGCAAACUGAUUCAUGCCUUCCUCACCAGACAGCUUAUCACCGAGGAUAGUCAUACUCUCUGGACAGUAUUCGGUUCCGAUGCAAUCAGUUUUGGGCUUCCAGAGUUUGGCACAAUCACAGGCUUACCAUGUGGAGAGUUCCCUGAAGGAUAUGUCACCGACUAUGAAGAUCAGAGCAAAGCAAACAAAGAUCCUGACUGGCUCAAACUGAUCGGAAAGAAGAAAUUUACUACCAUAGCUGAGUUGCGCCACAGGUUCGAGACAGACACGGGGAUGCCAGGGUGGAAGAAGCUGCAACUAGCUCUAAUACUAAUUGUCGAUGGUGUUCUAAUCGCUCAUCAGCAGAAGACACGGCCUACGCUCAAGUACGUCAAAAUGGUCCGAGAUGUCGAUGCUUUCUGCAAGCACCCUUGGGGCAGGGAGUCUUUUCUGAAGACUAUCAGUUGCAUGAAACCACCCUCUGGUUUUGCAGACCCAGUCAAAGAGCUUGUCCGUCUUUUGCGUCAGGAAACUUUCAGACUUAAGGGAUUCCCUCUAGCCUUACAGCUGCUUGCAUUUCAGGCCGUUCCACAACUCCAGACCAUAAUCCCAGCCCCUGUGGACACGCUUUCAAUCAGUCAGCUCAAAGAACCUCAUCUUCCCCUCCAUGCUAACAUCAACUAUGUCGACGUACUACGUGUGGAGGCCGAAGAAAACCUUGCUGUGACAUCACUGAUACCAAUACAGAGUCAAGCGCAGCCUGGUUGGGGAGUGUGGUCCGCAAUCGUUGAUGAUGUCCGUGUAACGUACAUGGAGGAUCUCAUUGCCAAACAUCACCCAUUCAAGAAGCAUCUUUGGCCUGGUGGAAAGAAGCUUCCCAAACUUGUUUAUCAACCCCCUGAGGAGGAACCAGAGUCGAAGAGGAAUCAUAUAAAACCCAGGAGGACAUUAAAGAAACCACAGUCGUCACGUAAGCAGAGAAGGAUCAGCAACUACUUCAAAAGGACUGUUCCAGCAAGUAGCACAAACGAACAGACUCAACUCUGA